This is a messenger RNA of Prosopis cineraria, 795 nucleotides long. Its product is annotated as pathogenesis-related protein 2-like. Bases 91 to 579 code for a protein of 162 amino acids. The record is from RefSeq and is a predicted model, not a curated record. Gene Ontology annotation, biological process: defense response; abscisic acid-activated signaling pathway. Lineage: Eukaryota; Viridiplantae; Streptophyta; Magnoliopsida; Fabales; Fabaceae. Gene Ontology annotation, molecular function: abscisic acid binding; protein phosphatase inhibitor activity; signaling receptor activity. Gene Ontology annotation, cellular component: nucleus; cytoplasm. The transcript has 2 exons.
UCUAAUAAAUCUUCUUCUUCUUCUUCGUCUCAAAACCCCAUAGCCAUAGCUCUCUGCUGCCUGUGCUUUGACCUGUGUUUAUCAUAAAUCAUGGGUGUGUUCGCUUACGAGACAGAGACCAUCUCUGUGGUGCCUCCUGCUAAACUAUACAACACUUUGGUAAAACAAUUCAACACCAUCCUUCCAAAGGCUAAUCCCUCCGUUAAAAGUAUCCAAGUCAUUGAAGGCACUGGCGGCCCUGGAAGCAUCAAGAAAAUCACUUCCGUUGGCCAAGGAGGGAACGCCAUUGAUGUGUUGCACAAAGUAGAUGAAAUUGAUGAGGCAAACCUUGGAUACAAUUACAGCGUAGUAGGAGGAAGUAUAUUUCCAGACAGCUUGGAGAAGGUCUGCUUUGAGACGAAGGUGGUGGAAGGCUCUGACGGCGGAUCCGUCGUGAAGUUCGUCAUCAAAUACCAUACUAAAGGCGACUCGCCGCCCGCGGAGGAUCUGAUAAAGAGAGGCAAGAUGAGGGGGGGACAGCUCUUCAAAGUCGUUGCAGAUUACAUUGUGGCAAGCCCUGACUUCAACGUGACUAGCUAGGGUCUUUGGUUAUGGAAACUAUGGCAAAUUAUAUGUUAUAGGGCUUUGCUUUAAUAUGUUUAUGUGAUGGGUUUUAAUUUGAAGCGAAACUAUGCUACAAUAAUUAGAUGCUAUAAGUAUACGUGUGUGUGUUGGAAUGAUGAGUCUUAUUUCGGUAUCUCAUGAGAUAAGUAUAAUUUAUAAGUGUAAGGAAUUUUUAAAAAGUUAGUAUUUUAA